AUGUCGCAAGAGUUGAAGGCAUUUCUAUGCAGCCGGUGCUCAAUCCAGAGUCAAAAAAUACUGACUAUGUUUUUCUCUCACGAUGCAUUGGAAGGUGAUGUUGUGAGUACACUCGGAUAUAAAAAUCAGUAUGUUAAAGUUCCAGAAGGGCACUGUUGGGUCGAGGGUGACCACACAGGCCAUACUCUGGAUAGCAACACAUUUGGACCUGUGUCUGUUGGUUUGAUCAAUGCAAAAGCUGUUUGUAUAGUUUGGCCUCCAGAGAGGUGGCAAAGUUUGGAGGCCAAACUACCAGAGAACAGAAAACCUCUCAGUUUAUCUUUA
Molecule: messenger RNA, 324 nt
Organism: Brenthis ino (lesser marbled fritillary)
Lineage: Eukaryota; Metazoa; Arthropoda; Insecta; Lepidoptera; Nymphalidae
Source: the annotation of a GenBank genome assembly